AAAGUGUGUGCUUGCUCUUUUGUGAAAGGCUAGGCAGGACACAAAUAAACUUUCCUCACUCUUGAGGGGGUGUGAACCCGGCACUAAAACACGCCUCUUCAAAAGGUGGGCGUGGUUAGAAGUUUCUGCUUAUAAAGUGAGAUUCCAACAGUGGGGUUGUAACAGAAGCAGAGCUUGACAUCAGUUGUUGAGCAGUUCAACACAUCCUUAACUGCACAUAAAGAAUCACAGCCAGGCAUCUUGAAAAUGCCAUCAAAUUUCCUCACGCCCUUCCUCGAGUUGGAUGAUGAAUUCUGCAAGUGCCCCUACGGAGCUCGGUGUCACUUCAUACACAACGCAGACGAGCAGAACGGGCUUUCGGAGAGCACAAAGAGCAUCCGAGUGCGACCGCAGCUCCGCCAGAGCGUCAGCUUCAGCGGCUUCUCCUCGCAACCACAAAUCCUCGGCGGUUUCCACGCCGUUCCAGACGCCCUGGCCUUCUCCAGAUCUUCAUCCGUGUCUCCGCCGCCGUCCACCGGGAGUCCCGACCUGCUGUCCCCUUUGGGGACUUUGAAGCACAGCCACCCCUUUGUAGAUCUGGGUGCCAGCGGGAGCUUCUACGCCAUCAGCGACUCGGAGAGCGUGCAGAACCUGGCGUAUGCGCUCACGGGCCUGCAGCGAAGCGCCUCAGCGGACUCUCUCUCCGAUCAGGACGGCUACACCAGCUCCAGCAGUCUAAGUGGCUGUGACUCUCCUGGCAUCGACGGCCGACGACUGCCCAUCUUCAGCCGCCUGUCUGUCUCAGACGACUAGAAACCAUUACUUGUGCAUAUUGCAUGCUCGCCCAAGCAGACUCUGCAAAUGUGAUGAACGCAAUGUAUACUGUUGUAUACCAGUCUGAAGCUGCAGUGGGAACUUCACUUUAGGUUUAUGUGUUUCGGGAAUUGCUCUGCGGUGUUUUGUCUGCAGGACCAACCUUCCCAAGCCGCCCAUCUGUAGUUUAACCAAAGCCGAGCAACUUAGAGUAUAUACAUCUAGUGUAACGUCUAACCCGCUCCCUGAACAUACUGUAGCCUUUAGUUAAGGCAUUUUUAAAUGGACUGAGUAGUUUUAACCAUAGUCCUUUCUAAAAA
Molecule: messenger RNA, 1112 nt
Organism: Sinocyclocheilus anshuiensis
Lineage: Eukaryota; Metazoa; Chordata; Actinopteri; Cypriniformes; Cyprinidae
Product: zinc finger protein 36, C3H1 type-like 2
Exons: 2
Coding region: 247-792 (181 amino acids)
Source: RefSeq, a predicted model, not a curated record